This is a messenger RNA of Aspergillus brunneoviolaceus CBS 621.78, 741 nucleotides long. Its product is annotated as GNAT family N-acetyltransferase. The record is from RefSeq and is a predicted model, not a curated record. Gene Ontology annotation, molecular function: acyltransferase activity, transferring groups other than amino-acyl groups. Lineage: Eukaryota; Fungi; Ascomycota; Eurotiomycetes; Eurotiales; Aspergillaceae. The transcript has 2 exons. The annotation marks the transcript as partial.
UACAGACCAAUCUUCACCCUCUGCCACGCCAUCACCGGCCCGACUGCCGCCGACCGCGCGCACGACAUCGCCCGCGACACCGACCUCCACUGGGUAGCCCACGAACGCAACCCAGCCUCGCACUACAUCUACGCCCUCGACCCGACCACCGGCCGCGUCGCCGGGGGCUGCGAAUGGACCUUUCACCACACGAACCCGUUCCCCGAGGGCGUGGUCCGCGUCCCGUGCACCUGGUACCCCGAGGGAUCGGAGGUUGCAGAGUUCGCAUCCCACGUAUUGACGCAGUGUCUGUUGCCGCGGCGGGCUUGGUUUCGACGGGCGCAUGCGGGGGUCAAUCGAAUGGGCGUGCACCCGGACUACCGUCGUCAGGGAGUGGGACGGAUGCUGAUGCAGUGGGGCCAUGAGCGAAUUGACGCGUGGGGGUAUGAGUGUUUCAUCGAGUCCGGGGCGAUGGGAAGGUGGCUGUACGAGGAGUGCGGGUAUCGGAGGGUGAUGGCGUUGGCGCUGGAUUGUCACCGGAAGAAUCCCAGUGCGGAGUGGGAGAGGCUGAUGUUUGAGUAUCGGUCGGUGGGGAUGUUGUUGCUGUGGAGGCCGCCCGGGGGAGUCUGGGAUGAGCGGGUGCCGGCUGGGCCGUGGGCGGUGACGGAGGGGACCUGGCACGAGGUCGGGGUCGAGCGUGCGGAUGAUACGAGUACGUCGAUGGAGGAUGCGCAGGUCGAAGAGGAUCUCGGACCCUGCUAG